Molecule: messenger RNA, 1293 nt
Organism: Caenorhabditis remanei
Lineage: Eukaryota; Metazoa; Nematoda; Chromadorea; Rhabditida; Rhabditidae
Exons: 5
Coding region: 1-1293 (430 amino acids)
Source: RefSeq, a predicted model, not a curated record
AUGCCAGCCAAAAGCCGCGUUCUCGCUGAAAAAGAUGUACGCAAAAUGACAUGUGACAAACUGAGAAAAGAAUUGAAGAGCAAACGUCUCUCCGUUGUAGGAAAAAAGUCGGAUUUACAAUCUCGACUCGUAGAGUAUUUGAAUAAUCAAACCGACGAACAACAAAACGCAGUAAUUAACGAAGAACCAGAAGAAGAUCAUCAUCAGCAAGAUGAAGUUGCAAACAUCGACGAACCCAUGGAAACAGAGGAUACUGAGACACCAUUCAACCGCACUUUUACAGUCGAGGAAGCUGGCGAUGAGGCACAAAACCGAUCAAUUCACGAGAGAACUCCAACUAAUGCUGUUGGUCUAGUUCUCGAUGAGGAUGCAAAACAUAAAAUGUGUGCUGAUCUGGGCAUUGACUUGCAAAACUUCGAAGUGAAGUCUCGUCCAAGAACACAUCGUGCCUCAUCAAGAAAAUCUCUCCGUGCUGCAACGACUUCAGAUCAAUCGUCCGAGCAAUUGGAAGAACCCAUCGAAAAUAGAGAAGCUACCCCUAUCCGUCAACGUGAGGCAUCUACCGGACGAGACAGAUUUGCAUUGCUACAUGCGAAAGAAAUGGAAAAAGAAGAAACUUUAGGAGAACGACGUGAAAGAAUGCAGAAAAGACAUGAAGAUUUGACGACAAAUGUUCCUGAUGCCUUCAAGAGACUUGCCACACCGAAGAGUGUCAAAAAACGGGAGCCACUCGAUAGAUCUGCGAACAGAUCUGCUGGUAGAAAUUGGAUGGUUCAGAAUCCAGCUCAAAUGACAUUCAAAUUCGGAGAAGAUGAAGUUAGCGAUUUUGCCUCUGUUGCAAACUCCAGAAAAGAGACAGGGGAAUGUUCAUCAUCUUCUACGGCCAAUGUGACCAAGAAACCAGCAUCAAGAGCUAGAGCUCGUGUUGAUGUCAAACAAUUGACCAGAAUUCCAGGGCCAAGCCGUAACGCAAUCACUCCAAGACGUGGAACGUCGAAAAAUAUAAUAUCAUCAACGGUCCCAGAAGAUGACACCUUCACCGAUUAUAUCUCAACUCCAAAAGGUUCCACUCCAAAUAGAGUUCCUAAGCGUGGUGGAUACACUCCACACACUUCCAAGAAAGUGUUUGUCGACACGACUCAGCUGACUGAUCGCGAAUAUACUUUGGCCAUGGAAGAAGGCCUAAUCCCUGGAAGACCGACUACUAUGUCUAAACUAGAAAGCCGCCAGCUAGAAAACAAAAAACGCCGAGACGAUAUCAUUGCUCUCAAGCGAAAGAUGAACAUCAAAUAA